UCGGGGCCGCGGAUCCCACGGAGGGCGGCGGCCUGGGCCAGCCAAGCCAUGGCGGCUCCGGAGCCGGCGCCGAGGCGGGGCCGGGAGCGGGAGCGGGAGGAUGAGAGCGAGGACGAGAGCGACAUCCUGGAGGAGAGCCCUUGCGGCCGCUGGCAGAAGCGGCGAGAGCAGGUGAACCAGGGGAACAUGCCAGGGGUCCAGAGCACCUUCCUGGCCAUGGACACUGAGGAGGGGGUGGAGGUGGUGUGGAAUGAGUUGCACUUCAGGGACAGGAAGGCUUUCGCAACCCAUGAGGAGAAGAUCCAGACCAUGUUUGAGCAGCUGGCGCUGGUAGACCACCCCAACAUUGUCAAGCUGCACAAACACUGGCUGGAUGCCUCGGAAGCCCGGGCACGGUUGGCGGAGCCUGCCCGCCCCACAGGUCAUCUUCAUCACCGAGUACGUGUCGUCAGGCAGCCUCAAGCAAUUCCUCAAGAAGACCAAGAAAAACCACAAAGCCAUGAACGCCCGGAGUCCAUCCGCCACCAGGCCUGGAAGCGCUGGUGCACACAGAUCCUGUCGGCGCUCAGCUUUCUACACGCCUGCAACCCCCCCAUCAUCCACGGGAACCUGACCAGCGAUACCAUUUUCAUACAACACAACGGCCUCAUCAAGAUUGGCUCUGUGUGGCACCGCAUCUUCUCCAAUGCACUCCCAGAUGAUCUCCGAAGCCCUAUCCGCGUGGAGCGUGAGGAACCACGGAACCUGCACUUCUUCCCACCAGAGUACGGCGAGGUUGCUGAUGGCACUGCCGUGGACAUCUUCUCCUUUGGGAUGUGUGCACUGGAGAUGGCUGUGCUGGAGAUCCAAGCCAAUGGAGACACCCGGGUCACAGAGGAGGCCAUCACUCGCGCCAGGCACUCCCUCAGCGACCCCAACAUGCGGGAGUUCGUCCUCUCCUGCCUGGCCCGGGACCCCAGCCGGCGGCCCUCAGCCCACAACCUCCUCUUCCACCGCGUGCUCUUCGAAGUGCACUCCCUGAAGCUCCUGGCAGCUCACUGCUUCCUCCAGCACCAAUACCUCAUGCCUGAGAACGUGGUGGAGGAAAAGACCAAGGCGGUGGACCUGAAUGCGGUCCUGGCGGAGCUUCCCCGGCCGGCCCGGCCCCCACUGCAGUGGCGGUACUCAGAGGUCUCCUACCUGGAGCUUGACAAAUUCCUGGAGGAUGUCAGGAAUGGGAUCUACCCGCUGAUGAACUUUGCCGCUGCCCGACCCCUGGGGCUUCCCCGGGUGCUGGCCCCACCGCCUGAGGAGACCCAGAAGGCCAAGACCCCGACACCGGAACCUUUUGACUCAGAGACCAGAAAGGUGAUCCAGAUGCAAUGCAACCUGGAGAGAAGUGAGGACAAGGCCCGCUGGCAUCUCACUCUGCUUCUGGUGCUGGAGGACCGGCUGCACCGGCAGCUCACUUACGACCUGCUCCCAACGGACAGUGCCCAGGACCUUGCUGCCGAGCUGGUACACUACGGCUUCGUUCACGAGGAUGACCGGACCAAGCUGGCUGCCUUCCUGGAAAGCACCUUCCUCAAGUACCUUGGAGCUCAGCCGUGACCUCCCGACCCCAGCCCCUAGGGACCAGCCCCGGCAGCCCGCAUGGGGAAGCUCAGCAUUGGCCCAGGGUUCAGAGGACCAGGGGCUGUCCUCUGCUUACAUGCUGGGGGCUGAUGACCAAACACCUGCCUUCUACAGCUUCCAAGGAGGCCCUGGAGUGGGGUGGGGAAGGUGGUGGCUUUGGAGCUACAGGGGGACGAUCAGGGGGUGAAGGAGCCUAGGUUGGGGGUCAGGGGAGUCGUUGGGUCCCACAUGUCCUUAGGAUCAGGAUCCCCCCCCACCUAGCCAGCUUCCACAACUCAGAAUCCCUUCCCGUGUCCACCACUUCCUGGCCAAGAGCUCUCCCCCCACCCCAGGAUAUCUGGCCAGUGAUUGUACCUUCGGCAUGGGGGAGGCUGCCCCCCAGGGAAGCCCAGUGCUGAGGGUGGGGGACCCGUGUCCUGGACAGAUGUCUGGCCAGGGAGAUGCUCCACCCCCUGUUGGAACCACAGACCCACGUGAGGAACCCCCACAUUAAGCCAGUGGCACCACACCCGCGGACGUCAGGCACAGUGCGGGGCACAGGACAGGGCCACAACCUGGCAGGAGGAGCAGUUGACAGAGAAGUUUCCGGAGCCCAAGUUCACAGUCUGAUGUGGCUUGUGCACAGCCCUCCAACCGCUGCCCAGUGCAGACCCGCCAUGGAGCCCCCUUCAGACGUUCCACUGCUCGGAGACAGGGAUCUGCCAGCCCUCUGCGGAUACUCUCUGGUCCCUGCACCCCCCCCCAAAGGGCUCUUUUCUCUUCCACUCCCUGGCCUGGACAGGUUGGGCUCAGGCAGAUACCCGCUCUUCACUGUGCCUCCUCUCAGAUCCAUUACCCCCUUUGUUACCUCCCUCACCUCUUCCCAUGGCGGCUGCCUCCCAGGUCCUGAGACUGUCAGCUCCCAAUUCCCCGUCUCUCCCCCUCAACUCCUUCCCACCCCUCAUUGCCCUGGCCUCAUUUCUCCCAGACUGCCUCCCCUCCAUCUUCAAAUUGAGUUAAACAUUCCUAAACGUUUUAAAUCGCAUGUAUACAU
Messenger RNA from Lynx canadensis (Canada lynx), 2647 nucleotides. It is a transcript of the gene NRBP2, whose product is annotated as nuclear receptor binding protein 2. Gene Ontology annotation, molecular function: protein serine/threonine kinase activity; ATP binding. The coding region runs from base 49 to 1590 and encodes 513 amino acids. The transcript has 18 exons. Gene Ontology annotation, cellular component: cytoplasm; endomembrane system. Gene Ontology annotation, biological process: protein phosphorylation; endoplasmic reticulum to Golgi vesicle-mediated transport; intracellular signal transduction. NCBI's taxonomy places the organism in Eukaryota, Metazoa, Chordata, Mammalia, Carnivora, Felidae. The record is from RefSeq and is a predicted model, not a curated record.